AUGACCGAAACCUUCAUCACAACCUUUCCAACUACUCCAAGUCCGACAUGGACUUUACCGCGCUUUACACCGCCGCCAGAAUGUCUUGACACGAACAGCAUAUGGAAUAUGGAGACGGAUUGUUAUUCUGGCACGGCGCAAGGGCUUUACAGAACGACACGGACGUGUAACUACCUCUGGUUGGGGUAUACUGAUUAUCCUCAUACUACCGGAGGACCUGGUCUCGGAUUGAAUGGUUUCUGUGGUCCAGGCUGGAGCCAUCCAGCAACGGAGUGUCCUGUUGGAUAUACGCCUGCUCAUACUGUUGACUACACGCCUGAUGCAACCACUUCACGGGAGAUAUUGUGUUGUCUAACAGGAUAUGACUUCGAAUGGAGUAGGCCGACCCUGACAGAUCAAAGCGGCAGUUCAGCAACACCUUACGAUAAAUUCUGUGUCGCUUCCAAUCUCAAACCAUCAGGCACUUCACCCUUGACUCUAACAGCCUUCGAUCUCUCUUCCGCAAGCUCUCUACAAACAGACAUCCGAGUCUCAACGACGAUAAAAUUCGAUCCAGAGAAAGACCUUCUCCUAGCAUCAGCCGUCACCAUAUCAUAUCAGAUCAACUCAGGUGGAACCACGUGCGUUCCUGACUGUGAUGAUCCGUAUACAGGUGGUCCUUGGCCACGGCCUGCACAGACAGUUACUCCAGCUCCCGAGUCAUCAAGAAGCGAUUCCGGUUUAGUAGGAUUAGAGAAACUUGUCUGGGUAGGAAUUUCGUUUGGGAUUGUGGUCGGGUUGGGGAUUAUAGCUUGUAUUGGAUGUCGUAUACAUCGUAGUAGGAAGAGGAAGAGAAUGGGUGCCACGUCGGAAGCUCAAGGGCAUGAAGGAGAAGUACAGGAUCAAGAUGCGAUAGCCAUGGAAGUACCGAAAGGGAAGAAGGUAGAUUAA
Molecule: messenger RNA, 930 nt
Organism: Fusarium oxysporum Fo47
Lineage: Eukaryota; Fungi; Ascomycota; Sordariomycetes; Hypocreales; Nectriaceae
Exons: 2
Coding region: 1-930 (309 amino acids)
Source: RefSeq, a predicted model, not a curated record